AUGCAUCCGUCCGUUUGUCCAUCCGUCACCAGCAUCUUGAGGAUGGACCCAACGGUGACCGAGAUUGACGACACUUCUCUAUUAGCGCUUCUCGUUGAAAUGUUCUCUCACAUCAUCAAUGGAUAUCUCACCGCUGCUUUCGUCAUUACGGGUGUUGUGCUCAAUCUCUUCUCGAUUUUCAUUUUCCUUCGAUGCGAACGAACCGGCACACCGGCUAUUCAAUACUACUUAGUCACGCUUACCAUGUGGCAAACGGCGCUUUUGUGCAACGCUUUCCUCUUGUACUGUUUGCCAAAUUUGAUCUUCGGCCAUCUCGUCUCAAAUGGUUCCUACGUGCACAUCUAUCCCUAUGUGUACACAUUUGCAAACACAACGCAUACAGGCUCAGUCUGGAUCGUUUUGACUUUGACAAUCGACCGAUAUCUGGCGCUGUGUCAACCAUUGAAACAUCGAGCGAUCGGGAAACGCAGCCGCGUGAAGCGUCUAAUGUUGGUGGUUUCCCUGUUGGCCGUCCUUUUCUCAGUUCCUCGUUUCUUCGAGGUUCACGUUGAAGAGGUUUGCGGCGCGGAUCGCCGCACCGGCGAAGAGUACUGUAUUCCGCAAAUCGCGAGAACCAAUCUGUAUCAGGAUGGCCUCUAUUGGUCUGUGUACCAUGUGAUAUUGGCAAUGCUGUUCGUCACUUUGUGCCCAUGCCUUCUCCUUUGUGCCCUCACGGCGAGGAUCUCGAUCGAGCUCCGGAAUGCCGUCGCGCAAAGGCGACAACUUUGCCCACCAAAUUUGGACAUUGAUCGACGGUGCAAGACGAAGACGACAGUCUAUAGCAGAAAAGAGCACAAGGCAAACAUCAUGUUGGUGCUGGUAAUCGCCAAAUUCUUGAUCUCGGACAUCUUGCCCACAGUGGCCGAUCUACUAGAAAAUUUGGUCGGCGCCGAGACGUUUAUGUCGAGUCCACUUGCCUCACUCUUUGUCGAUAUCUCGAAUUUCCUCCUCGUUCUCAAUUGUUCCUCAAAUUUUUGGGUGUUCAUCAUUUGGGGAAAGCGUUUCCGGAAAUCCGUGAAGAAUUUCAUCGUUUCGACAAAAUGCGGUGCCGCUUUGUACAAAAUGACACAAUUUGGAUCAGAAACGGACGUCACUUCGGUGUUGAUCCCGACGGUUUCCCCGCUCGGUGCUCCAUUCGACACAAAAAGGUCACCAAAGCUGCAUCUCGCCGUUUCGUCCAAGUGCACCGAGGCAAAAACGUACGCCUCAACGGGAAACACAACGGCGCGUUUCUCGUCGAAUUGCUGGGAUUACGAGAAACACUCGAUGUUACAACAAUUGGAACGACAAAAACUUCUUCACUCG
Mesorhabditis belari is the source of this 1344-nucleotide messenger RNA. The record is from the annotation of a GenBank genome assembly. NCBI's taxonomy places the organism in Eukaryota, Metazoa, Nematoda, Chromadorea, Rhabditida, Rhabditidae.